This is a messenger RNA of Cetraspora pellucida, 1017 nucleotides long. The record is from the annotation of a GenBank genome assembly. NCBI's taxonomy places the organism in Eukaryota, Fungi, Glomeromycota, Glomeromycetes, Diversisporales, Gigasporaceae.
AUGCCAACCGUCAAAGAAAUAAUCGAUAGGCUUCAAGAAUUACUCAAUCUAGGGUUUAAUCCAACCAAUGAGGUCAUACUUGACAUAUUGCAGCUUUUCGAGAACAGGUUGAAUCAUAUUGGUGAAAGAAUUAUCCAUUCCUUCAUUUCAAUCCGUAGAAAUGAAACUCAUGAUGAAUUUUACAGAAAAAUCGUCGGAGAAGCUAUUAAAUCAGAAAGGAAUUUAAAGAAGACUGAAGUAUUGAACUUUUUGGAUAAAAUGAUUGGAAAUAAGAGUAAAUUCAUUUUCAUGGAUGCGAUGCUACUAUUUAGAGAAAAAAGUUCAUUUCGUUCUAUUGGCGGAACAAAAAUCAUUAAUAGUGUUCAACCCAAUUCUAAAAUUAAUUUUCAUUAUUAUAAACCAUUAUUAUUUAAUCUCACUUUUUAUAAUUGGAUUCUCGUUAAAUUUACCGAAAAUUCGGAAAUUGCAAAUUUGGCAUUUAACGAUAUUUUAGAAACUAGAAUAAGUCUUGACAUUUGUCAGAAUACAAAAGAAUUCUCUUCUUGCAAAUUCAUUGGUGCUAAAUUCACUGAAAUAUGCAAUAUUUUUAAAGUUUAUUGCAAUAUCAAGAAUUUCUUUAUAGUAUCACACCUUGAGCUUCUUAAAAAAGUUUCUCAUGAAGACAUUCUUCGCCCUUUAUUUGAGUUCUAUUUACUCGAUAUUUUUGAUCUUCCUACCACUUUUAAGAUGCCAAUGCAAAUUGCAGAUGAUGAUAAUAUUUAUGUUAAAUUUAAAAGAAAAAGGAAAAAGCGAAUAAUGAUAAAGGAGCAAAAAUUAGAAUGGCUUAUUGCUAUUGAAAAUCUUCAUAAGGAAAUUGUAAAGAAGGGUAAUUCUAUCACUGAAACGAUGUCAACUAAAUUUAGAAAUUAUAUAGAAGAUCUUUAUGAUAUACUUGAAAACGAAGGAUUUUUUGAAGAAUUACAAACGGAAUUGGAAAUGAAAAAUUCCUUAAAUAUUUUCAAAAAAAUAAAGUUGUGA